AUGGCUCUUGCAAAAUUAUUUAAGCCAGAUAAAACGCCACCAACUCCCUUGGAGGAAGAGAUCGCCAACACGCUUGUUGAUCUUCAGUCGCAUGAGGAUAUGUCGGAAUCGGUCAAAAUGUUGUAUUUUUGUGGUGCCAAGGAAUUUUCUAUUGGCCACGAAAAAGCCAUCGUUGUUUAUGUUCCAGUGCCCCAAUUAAGAACCUACCACCAACUGCACAAUCGCUUGGUCGGGGAGCUUGAAAAGAAGCUUCGUGGCCCUCAGGUAUUUAUUUGUGCAUUCAGGCGUAUCCUGCCGAAGCCACGCAGAAAAUGCAAGACUAACCCCAAGCAAAAAAGACCAAGGAACCGCACUUUGACUUCCGUCCAUCAGGCAAUACUGAGGGACAUUGUUUAUCCUGCCGAAAUUGUCGGCCAACGUACCCAGGUUAAAAUUGAUGGUAGCUCUCUUAUUAAGUGCCAUCUCGAUAUUGCCCAACGGAAUUAUGUUGAGCAUAAGUUAAAAACCAUUACCGGUCUCUACAAGAAGCUCUCUGGCAAAGAUGUGGCGAUCGAAUUUCCAGAUUGGGUUUUGUAG
This is a messenger RNA of Mesocestoides corti, 576 nucleotides long. The record is from the annotation of a GenBank genome assembly. NCBI's taxonomy places the organism in Eukaryota, Metazoa, Platyhelminthes, Cestoda, Cyclophyllidea, Mesocestoididae.